Molecule: messenger RNA, 1740 nt
Organism: Prunus mume (Japanese apricot)
Lineage: Eukaryota; Viridiplantae; Streptophyta; Magnoliopsida; Rosales; Rosaceae
Source: RefSeq, a predicted model, not a curated record
AGAAUGGCCAUGUGAUGUGACUCUCCAUCAGUUUGUAUAUAAAUCUCACCACAACUUACCAUUAUAUUGCAACUCUAGCUAUUAGCUACCAAAAGCAAAACAAACAAAAAAACCUAGCUAUACUUCUACUAUUUCAGUAAGGCUUUGAAAAUGGCGGAUCAGCCAAGAGGUCGAGCAGUUGGUGCCAUGGAGAACAGCUGGUGCCGAGCCGUGCCGGGCGGCACUGGCAUAACGGUGCUGGGUUUUGACAUCUCCCGCGCUCCGGAUAUGCUCAAAUACCAAACUGCACUUCACAAGCUGCAAAACGCCCAUCCAAUCCUAAACUCCAGGCUCCAUACCAACACCAAAAUGAACACAUUCUCCUUUGUCACAUCCCCCACCCCUUUUGUCCAAAUCAAAACAUUCGACCUCUCAUCAACUAUGGAAAUCCUUGAAACCCUAUCAAACCCAAGUAAUAAUUCAGUCUCUCCCUUCCACCUGAUCCUUGAACACGAGCUAAACAAAAACACUUGGACUAAAACUACUACUACUACUUCUUCUUCUUCUUCAUCAAGUGCUAGCACAAAUGAUCAAGACAUGUUCUUUGGAACAAUCUACACCCUCCCCAAUGCGAAGUGGGUGGCCGUGAUGAGGCUACACGUGUCAGCUUGUGACCACACCACGGCUGAGACUAUGCUGAGAGAGUUGCUGGGGUACUUGAUUGGUGGUACUAAUGAUGGAGAGGGGAGAGGGAUAGAGAAGGAAAUUGGGAGUAAAGGAGAGGUCAAUUCGGGAAUUGAGGACCUUGUUCCUUCUAGGAUUGCUAAGAAGCCCUUUUGGGCUCGUGGGGUGGACAUGCUUAGUUACUCUCUCAACUCCCUGAGGCUCACAAAUUUGAAAUUCAAAGACACCAAGUCAGCUAGAUCUUCUCAGGUGGUAAGGUUUCAGAUGAAUCAAGAGGAAACUCAAAGGAUUCUCGAUGGUUGCAAGGCUAAAGGGAUUAAAUUAUGUGGAGCAUUGGUAGCUGCUGGAUUGAUGGCGGCAGAUAAGUGCUCUAAACACCAUCAAAAGAAGAAGUAUGGGAUACUAACACUCAUUGAUUGCCGCUCCAAUUUUGAUCCAGCUCUUUCAAUUCACCAUUUUGGAAAUUAUCACUCCGUCAUCCCCCACAUCCACACCAUCAAAGGAGGAGAAAACCUGUGGGAGCUUGCCAAGAAAACCUACACGGCCUUUGCAAGCUCUAAGAACAGCGACAAACACUUCACAGACUUGGCUGCCCUGAGCUUCGUGAUGUGCAAGGCGAUCGAAAACCCGGCGUUGACCCCAUCGUCUUCCUUGCGAUCAUCAUUCAUGACAGUGUUUGAAGACACCAUCAUUGAUGAUUACAAUGACAUGCAACGAGAGCUGGGAGUAGAUGACUAUAUCGGCUGCGCUUCGGUGCACGGCAUCGGCCCUUCCAUUGCGAUUUUCGACACGAUAAGGAAUGGAAGGCUGGAUUGUGUUUGUGUGUAUCCAUCGCCAUUGCACGCGAGAGAGCAAAUGCAGGAGCUGGUUGAUAACAUGAAGAAAAUUCUUGUGGAUUUGGUAUAGAUCAGUGUGUGACCAAGUUGAUCAACAAAAAUUUGGUAUGAUUUGGAUCGGUCUCAAUGGUACACCUUUAUGGGGUUCAAGUUCAUUUUUCAGUUAUGAGUUUAAUUUUAUUCAACUGUUUCUUUAAGUGUUUAGGGAUCACAUUUAUAUUAACUUGAGUUUUUCGGGUUU